CUCUGCAUCACAACCAAAUUGAUAAUAACAUUACAAAUGUUACUCAGAAUAUCAACAUGUUUAUGUUUAUUACAAUUAUUAACAGCAGAAAAAACUAGACUACACAUGGACGGUUUCAUAGUAGGAGGGAAUUAUUCCAUCAUAGAAGAUUUCCCACACGUGGCCUUUCUUCAUAUAAAAUGUAAAAAAGUUGGUGCUACUUAUUGUGGCGCUUCUAUAAUAAAUCAAGCGAUACUUCUAACCGCUGCACACUGUCUCCAUACAUGUACAAAUAAACAAAAUUUUUCCAUAAAGGCUUAUACAGGAAGCGUUAAAAAGUAUAAAGGAGACAAAUACGAAGUUGUUGGUUUUCAAGUUCAUGAACAGUACAUCCACAAGAACUUCUCCAACGAUAUAGCUAUGUUGGUACUUAAAGAGAACCUGAAGUUUGGUAAAGGUGUGCAGAAGAUUAGCUUGAUGAGAAAUGUGCCGCAGUACAAAAUAGCUGAGAUUGCGGGUUGGGGAUGGAUAGACGACCAGAACACAAAGACAGAUCUUCUCAAGUUUACAAGCCAAGUGAUUAUGAGUAAUGAGGAGUGUUUAAAGAAACUGCCAGGAAUACCCCCCGGGACCAUCUGCGGAUACAAUCCGGAUGGGAGUCAUCCUCAACGAGGAGACUCCGGCAGCGCGCUUGUGAUACAGAAACAUAUACAGAUCGGUCUCGCCUCCUUCUUUAAAAGGAACUAUUCCAACAAAACUCUUAUUUACACCAACGUCACGUAUUUCUAUGACUGGAUAGAUAAAACUGCAAAAAAUAUGUUCUGUCAAUUUGAUAAAAACAGUAAGAGAGGUUUGCCUGAUAACUGCAACUGUAACUGUAAUUGUAACUGUAACAACACUAUUAAUGAAAAUAAGAAGGCAAAGAAGAUGAAAUAUGGAUAA
Molecule: messenger RNA, 921 nt
Organism: Cydia fagiglandana
Lineage: Eukaryota; Metazoa; Arthropoda; Insecta; Lepidoptera; Tortricidae
Product: collagenase-like
Exons: 3
Coding region: 37-921 (294 amino acids)
Biological process (GO): proteolysis
Molecular function (GO): serine-type endopeptidase activity
Source: RefSeq, a predicted model, not a curated record